This is a messenger RNA of Microplitis demolitor, 945 nucleotides long. RefSeq lists its product as uncharacterized. The record is from RefSeq and is a predicted model, not a curated record. The transcript has a single exon. NCBI's taxonomy places the organism in Eukaryota, Metazoa, Arthropoda, Insecta, Hymenoptera, Braconidae. The coding region runs from base 1 to 945 and encodes 314 amino acids.
AUGGUCUCAUUCAUACUACAUUCUACCAUCUCAUCAGAACAAGCAUCUCUCAAUGCUCAUAUUCUCAAGAACAUCACAGCGCAGAUUCCAUCAGUCUCAAUCUCACCAACCCUAUGGUUUCAUAUUAAAGAUUUAGAACUCAUCGACCCAGACUUCCACAAAUCUGGUAAAAUUGACCUCAUCGGCGCUGAUUUCUACGAUCAAAUCAUACGACCAGGUUUCAGAUCAGGAAUUUCUUCAGAACCGAUUGCUAUGAAAACUAUACUCGGUUGGACUAUCCUGGGUCCUUCUCAUCAACAAUCUCAUCAAUCACCUAGUCUGUCUCACUAUCUCAUAUCAAAUCCUCAACUGCAAGACUCUCUCACGAAGUUCUGGGAACUCGAAGAGGUUUUAGAGUCUUGCAAUGGAACUCUUACCGUCGAGGAAGCUGAAUGUCAAGUUCACUGCCUAGCUACUCAUUCUCGAUACGCAUCAGGACGAUACAUCGUCCGUUUACCAUUCAAAUCGUCAUCUCAGAAGCUAGAUGGCUCUCGUCAUAUUGCGCAGCGCUGUCUCAACCAUCUCAUUAAGCGAUUUUCUCAGGACUCUAAACUUCAGAGCCAGUGCACCGCAUUUCCCACUGAGUAUGAAGCACUCGGACACUUGCAGCGAGUCUCAUCAUCAUCGCCUGAACCAUCUCAUGUAUAUUAUUUACCUUAUUAUGGUAUCGUUCGUGAAUACAGCAAAACGACCAAGUUGAGAGUCGUCUUUAACGGUUCAAGCAAAACAUCAUCUGCUAGUUUUCACAAUGAUCAUAUGCAUAUCGGCCCAAGCUUGCAAUCAAAGAUCUGUGAUGUACUUUUAUAUUUCAGAAGUCAUCGAUACAUCUUUUUGACUGACAUCGUGAAGAUGUUUCGUCAAAUUCUCAUUCACCCCAAUGACAGGGACUAUCAGCGCAUUCUCUAG